AUGUCAACUUCUAUCGCUGAACUUGAAAGAAUUCACUUAAGAUUUAUCAAUGUCAAGGAUGAUCUUAAACUCACAGAGAUAUUGUCUAAAAUUUUACCAAAUAUGAUAAACGUAUUUUUUGAGCAUGAUUUGACUAAUGCUGAUCUUUAAAACCCUAAAAUCUAGGCACUAGAGUAGAUUCUAAAUCAUCUUGUCAUGAGAGUUAAGAAUUCUUAGUAGGUAAAUCCACCUUGGAAUCUGCUUAUAGAUAUCUUUAAUCAAGAUGCUUAUCAAAACUUUGAAAAUGUAAAUGUAAAGAGACAUGCACAAACAAGGAUAUUUGAAUUCAUUUUCGAAUCUUAUAGUAGAAUUCCUCAGACUUAGGAUGAAUCAUUUAUCAUGAUCCUAUUGCAAACCAUUGCAAAUGAUGAUGUGAGAUUCCUCCAGAAGACUAAGCUCAUCAUUUUACUAGUACAUAGAUUCUUAGGAUACUUGAAAGCAUUGUAAAUGGAUAAACUAGCUCUACUUGUUAAAAGUCUAUUGAGUGAUGAACUAAAGAAUUCAUUUUUACAAAUGUGUCUCUAUUUCUUAAUCAACACUAUUCAUCCAACAAGUCUCUAACCAUCAUUGAGAGAUAGCUUUGAAGAAUCAAUUGAAAUGUUCUCAGACAAAUUCAGAGAUACUCUUAAGGAAACACAAACAGUAUUCCUAUAGAAUUAUGAGGAGGUUGUUCUUAAGUUUACUGGAACUCAAAUCAUUUUUACCCCAGAGGAUUAAUUACCAAUCCUUCUUAUUGCUUCUUUAAGUCACAUAAACAAAACAAGAGACUUUGCAGAAUUAAGCAUAAGAAGUGUUUUCCCAGCAAUUGAUACAAAGAAUUAGGAUAUGUCUGAAAAGAUCUAUCAUCUAAUAUUCAAUGAGACCUACAUCUAUAGAGAUUUUUCAGAAAGAGAAGAUUAGCAUAUUGCUCCAUUCCCUUUCCAACAUUAGAUUAAGUUAAUAGAGUAUUUAAUCAAAUUUGAGUGCUCUGCAUCAUAAAUGCAUAUGAUAAGAUUUAACAAUCUUUCAAAUGAGGAAACUGUGUCUUUCUUGAAAUAGACUCUCUUAAAAAUUUUGAAUGAUGGUAGUUUUACUGAAGAUACAUAGUCAAUGUCUAUUUAAGUAAUGGCUGAUAUGGGAGUCAAAAACUAUGCAGCUAUUAAUGAUGACAUUGAUGUUGCUAUUGACACCUUUUAAAGACUUAGAGGUAGAAUUAAUGAAUUAGAAAACGAUGGAAACUUAUCAAUUAGAAAUGACUAUGCAGCUACAAAUUACAUUGAAGCUUUAAAUAAAUUCAGAGACUGCUAUGAAAGAAAUCUAAAUGAUAACAACAAAAGAAAUUUACUUGAACAAUAUGUUCUGAAUUACUUGAACAAAGAAGGAAUGAGAUGCAACAGUGAAAUAGUAUACCUCUUAUAUCUCUAUUUAAGUCGUCUAGAUAGAGGGUCUCUCAUUUCAUCUGUGCUAUUGUACAGCAUAAUUCUCAAAGAUCAUCAAGAUAUAAAGAUUAAGAAUGAAGCCUUCCAUUAAUUGAAUAAGUUUAAUAAAGACUUUGAAACUCUUAAGAAUAAAAGAAUAUUAAGACCAUUCUUAAGAGAUAUAGAAUCUUAUCUAAGUAGAAAUAAGAUGGAUGUCAUCUGCAAUAGCUCGGAAGAUGGUCUCAAAGAAUUUUUGACUUUUGCUGGAGUUUAGUUCAAUUAAGACAUCAUAGAGAGACUUCUUGAGAUCACCUAGUAUGCAAUCAAGUUUUAUCAAGCUGAAUAAUAAGACAAAGAAAAUCUUAUGGAUUUAGAGGAUCAGCAAGAAGUUCAAGAGAAAAUUGAGAGACUACUCACAAUGAACAUAAAUCAAAACUUUACUUUAGUUAAAUCAGAUUUUUCCCAGCCACUAAAUAUGAUAUUCGAGUAUCUUAAGAAUUCAAAAGCAAUGGGAGUAUUAAGAACAAUAGGCUUAGAGCUUAUUUACAAACUAUCAAUCGGCUCAGUCAAUUUAUCUUAAAGAGUCCUAUCUAUGAAAAUAAUAAUAAAAGUGCUUAAAAGUUUAUCAGAAGAUUAAGAUUAUAUUUCAAGAUUUAUGAAGGUCUUAGAAGAUCAAAACUCUACAAAAGAUAAGAGCUUUGAUAAAUUAUCCCAUGAGGUUAAGCUUAAUACUAUUUUUUCAGUUACUGUUCAACUUCUUUUCAGAAAUUAGGAAGAUAAUGUUGGAGAAGAGUUAAGGAAAAGUAUGAAUGAUAUAGUUGAUAAGAUACUACUAGAAUAAAGCCUCUCACCAAAUAUCAUGGAAUUAAUGAAAUUUACUUCAGUAUGUUUAAAGAAAUUAGGCUAGGUAUAUGACCUUGAAAAUGAAGUGCUAGAGAGAGAAAAAAUAGAUAAGAUCAAUGCUAGUCUGAUUGAUAAGAUAAAAAGAAGUGAUAUUGAUAUCGUAUUCAGGAAAUAUCUACACAUGUAUGCAUCUGAAGGAUAAAUAGUAAUUUAUGCAGAGGAUUUAACAGCAAGAGUCUUUAAGCCCCUAGGAGGUGAUAUAACUUUGAUAUACAAAAGAAAUUGCACUACAUUCUUGUAUCAAGUAAUAGAAUUAUAUGGAUAAAAGAGUAAAGCCAUUCAAGAGAGAUUCCUAACUUACUAAAGAGUUUUUAUUAAGUUCCUUUUCGAUAGAAAGACAUCAAUGCAAGAUUUGAGCUCUAAAGCUCUAUCAAAAAUAUACAAUCUUGGAAAUAGUGAUGUUAGAGUAAGGCUUGUUGAAUCGUUAUCUAAGACUCUCUCUGGAGAAAAGACCAUUAAUGAGCAUUAAGAAAAGGAUGAAAAUAAUGAGCUACUAUUAGAGUUUUAAGAUAAUACUUCUACAGAACAGAGAGAAAAGCUUAAAACUUAUAAGGACCUUUGUAAUAUUGCUGUUGAUCUUGGUCACAGAGAGCUAAUCUAUUAGUUUUUAGAAGUCCAUAGACACAUGGCUCACUAUGAAGAUAUAAAAAACGCAGCCAAAGGUCUCAGCAGUAUUAUCAUGCUUGACGAAAAAUUAAAGAGUGAUUUGAUGAAAAUUGCUCCCAAAAUCUUAUUGCUAACUUAUGACCAUAAUCCAGGAGUUAAAGAAACUAUGAGAGACUUAUGGAGCAAUCUAAUAGAAGUUGAAAAAGAGGAUGAAAUUAUCAUUAAGAGAUGGCCAGAAAUUUUUAAAGAAGCAUAUUCAGGCCUUCACUCAAAAGAGUAUAGAAAAAGAUAGUCAUCUGCUCUAGCUUUAUCAGAUUUUAUGAGUAAGAUGGAAUGGCCGCUUAUCAAGGAUAAAUUCAAAGACCUCUUUUUGAAUUCCUUGGCUUUACUUGAUGAUGAUAAGGAUACAGUUAAGGCAGCAGCUUUUCAACUAGUUAAGACAUUAAGAAGAAUAUCGCUUAGAUUAGGAAAUAUUUACACCAACAGUAAUGUUAAGGAACUUGAAGAAUUCCUCUAGAUUAUAAUUCCUAUGCUUUUAGAUGAAGGAAUUAAGUCCAACAUGAAGUAAGUUAGAUUUUUCUCAGUGGAUCUAUUGACUGAAAUCAUUAAAACAACUCAAAAUAACAGUAUGAUGACGAAACUUAAGAUAUAAAAUAAGCAUGAACGAUAGCUUGUAUUCAACUAUAAUUCUGAGUAGAAGAUGAAAGAAAUCAUGAAUAAAUUCCUUGAUAGAAUCAUACUAGAGUUCAUGAGAAAUCUUAGUACUAUGAAUGAAGCUGUUUCAUAUAUAAAUAUGAUAGAAUAGAUGGCAAUUGGGUAGGGAAUAUCAACCUCAGGCAAAUAGAAAGGUACAUCAGGUUUCAGUGAAUCUGAAUUGACUGACCUUAGAAUUAAAUUUACAAAGGAGUCCAGUUGGGGAGAAGUUUUAAAGAUCUGCCGAGAGUUACUCACUGAAGAGACUUUCAAUAAGAUACUUAAUGAUAUAAUUGCUUUAAUGAGAGGGGGUCAUGAUACUACCACAAAAUCAGCUGCUAUAACUUUUGUUUAGGAUAUCAUUUUGGAGAAUAAAACUCAUCUAAUAACUCCUUAAAAUUCAAGAAAAAUUGCACAGAAGAUGGUAGAAAUCUAUCAAAUGAAUUCAGUCACUACAUGCCUUUAGAUUCCAGAUUCUCUUAAAAGUCUCUACGCACAAUGUCUUGGAGUUCAGAUGAAGAUAAUCAAGGAAUUUCCUAAAACUAUUGACCAAUUAAUUGAAAGUGUGGUAGCUCUUCCUCAAGAAUUAGAUUUCGUAGUAAUACUCAAUAUCUAUGAGAUUAUAAAGAAUAUUCCAGAAUAAAUGCUGAAGAGUGAUUAAGGCAAGAUAAUUGCAAAAGCUAUUCCAGUAAUUUACAUUAACAGAUACAAAAAUUCAGAUUAUGGAAUGAAAACUCUAAGUAGAAAAACCUAUUAAUACCUCUAAGACCAUAUCUCUAAUUUAACUGAAUCUCAUUCAGACUCAAUAUUUGGGAUUAUUAAGACAAGGUUUGAAUCAAUGCAAUAUGAGGAUAGAGUCUCAGCCUCUUAGGCAAUGCAAGAUAUGGUAAUCAAACUAUCAGAUGAUGAUUUGAGAAAUAACACUACUGUCGAUGAAAUAAUGUAAAUGCUGUAGAAGUAAAUUGCUGGCAAGCAUUUCAACGACAAGGAGACAGUAGUCGAAGGCUUUAUGUAACUCUUAAAGCUUAAUAAGAAGUAUCUUAAUGACGUGGACUACAUUAACUAAUAUGUUGAAACUUGUAUCUAGCAAAUAGAAAAGUACUCUUAAAGCUAGUUGAACUACAAAAAUCAAAUUAUGAAAUCUUUGAAACAAGUAUUAGAUAUGACUAGUGUAGUCAAAACAGAAAAGUUAGAAAGAGCCUUUACCUUUCUGAUUUCAGAUUUGAGCAUUUAGCUCCAAAAGAUUAGCGAGUUGGCUUCUAUGAUUGAAACUGUAGAUGAUUUAGAAGAGAAGAAAGAAGAUGAGAAGCAAGCACUUCAGAUAGUAGUGUCCACUUAUGAAUUAUUACCAAGAAUCAUGACUAAUUAAAGUCAAAUCUAGGAUUAUUGUGAGUUAAGCUUUAAGUAUUAUCAGAGAACUAAUUGGAUUAUCAGGAAAUCCGUGCUUGGGUCAUUAAAGUAAAUUCUAGAAAAAUCAAGCAAAGAUGUUCUUGAUUAAAAUCUGAACAUUCUCAUUAAAAAUUUGAUUGCUUCAAUAGCUCAGAGUGGUGAAAAAUAUGAGACAAAUCUGGCUCUUAUUAGUGAUGUCAUUACUACCUAUACUGAGAGAUAUUAUACUGCUGUUGAAAAUAAGGAUGGAUUUAAUCAAGACGUUUUAGCCAUUAUAGAAUUGAUAGUUGCAAAAGGAUAAGAAGAUUUAAAGAAAAAUAUAGACAUUAUAAGAAGAAACAUCAAUAUUUAAUGA
Molecule: messenger RNA, 5382 nt
Organism: Stylonychia lemnae
Lineage: Eukaryota; Ciliophora; Spirotrichea; Sporadotrichida; Oxytrichidae
Source: the annotation of a GenBank genome assembly